AUGUACAACCUCAAUCACUAUAGUAGCAGUCAGAAUUGGAAUUGUGAUGAGACUGGUGUGCAAGCUGGGAGGAAUUAUGGAAUGAGGGUGAUAGCCAAAUUGGGCCAGAGGUGUGUACCGCACCUAAUUUACAAGAGUAGAGAGUGGAUUACUAUUCUGGCAUGUGUUAGUGCAUGCGGUUUCAGAAUUCCUGGAUUUUAUUUGUUCAAAUAUAAGAGGCAUAUUCGAAACUACAUUACAAACCUUGAGCUAGGAGAAUGCAUGGCAGUCCAAGAACAUGCAUGGAUGAAAAAGGAGGUGUUCUUAAAUUGGUUGGAACAUUUUGCAUGUUCAGUCCCUGGUGGAGUUUCACCCUCACGUAGGGCCCUAAUGAUCUUCGAUGGUCAGGGCAGCCAUGUAGACUUCAAGAUAAUUGAAGAAGCAAGGCAGAUAGGUAUAGAUUUGGUAACCCUUCCUGCUCAUACAUGCCACAAAAUGCAGCCACUUGAUGUUUCUGCAUUCUCACCUUUCAAGAAUUAUUUCAAAAAGAAGAGGACUAUAUGGAUGUCGAAGUACCCACAAAUUAAAAUUGGAAGGGAAGAGAUGGCAACUCUUGCGAGCAAGGCCUUUUCCCAAGAAUUGGCACCGACUAAUAUAAUCAGUGGCUUCCAUAGGGAAGGGAUUUGGCCACUUAACCGAUCUGCAGUACAAAAUGAUAUGGGGCCAAGUGAGGCAUUUGAGGUUACAUUUGAUAUACAAUGA
Molecule: messenger RNA, 741 nt
Organism: Cryptomeria japonica (Japanese cedar)
Lineage: Eukaryota; Viridiplantae; Streptophyta; Pinopsida; Cupressales; Cupressaceae
Product: MFS-type transporter clz9-like
Exons: 1
Coding region: 1-741 (246 amino acids)
Cellular component (GO): nucleus
Molecular function (GO): DNA binding
Source: RefSeq, a predicted model, not a curated record